This is a messenger RNA of Hipposideros armiger (great roundleaf bat), 1803 nucleotides long. RefSeq names its product metaxin 3 (gene MTX3). Gene Ontology annotation, cellular component: SAM complex; cytoplasm. The record is from RefSeq and is a predicted model, not a curated record. NCBI's taxonomy places the organism in Eukaryota, Metazoa, Chordata, Mammalia, Chiroptera, Hipposideridae. The coding region runs from base 15 to 953 and encodes 312 amino acids. The transcript is spliced from 9 exons. Gene Ontology annotation, biological process: mitochondrion organization.
UCGGCCCCGGCAAGAUGGCGGCCCCCUUGGAGCUUAGUUGCUGGGGAGGCGGCUGGGGGCUCCCAUCUGUACACAGCGAGUCCUUGGUGGUGAUGGCUUACGCCAAAUUUUCUGGUGCACCCUUGAAAGUCAAUGUCAUAGAUACCACCUGGAGAGGUUCGAGAGGAGAUGUACCAAUUUUGACAACUGAAAACAACAUUGUUUCUCAACCAGCAAAAAUACUAAAUUUUUUAAGAAAACAGAAAUAUAAUGCUGAUUAUGAACUCUCAGCAAAACAAGGGGCAGAUACCUUGGCUUACAUUGCUCUCCUAGAAGAGAAGCUUCUUCCUGCAGUGCUUCACACAUUCUGGGUUGAGAGCGACAAUUACUUCACUGUGACAAAGCCAUGGUUUGCUUCACGGAUUCCUUUCCCAUUGAGUUUGAUCCUGCCUGGAAGAAUGUCUAAGGGAGCACUGACGAGGAUUCUCCUGACCAGAGGAGAGCCUCCCCUCUACCACCUCCGAGAAGUGGAAGCACAGAUAUAUAGAGAUGCCAAGGAGUGCCUAAAUCUUCUGUCAAACAGAUUGGGAACAUCUCAGUUUUUCUUUGGAGAUACGCCUUCUACUUUGGAUGCCUAUGUGUUUGGUUUUCUUGCUCCUCUUUAUAAAGUACGCUUCCCUAAAGUUCAGUUACAAGAACACUUGAAGCAGCUCUCCAACCUGUGUCGCUUUUGUGAUGACAUCCUAAACAGUUAUUUUAGGCUUAGUCUUGGAGGAAUCUCUCCUGCUGGACAAGAAACUGUAGAUGCAAAUCUGCAGAAACUCACACAACUUGUAAAUAAGGAAUCCAACUUGAUUGAAAAGAUGGAUGACAAUCUUCGCCAAAGCCCUCAACUUCCUCCUCGGAAACUGCCGACACUUAAAUUGACUCCAGCAGAAGAGGAAAGUGAUUCCUUACAACGGCUAUCACCCUGAUAGGUGACAUGCUUCUGUCCAAAGUAAUAUGAUUGUUGCAGUCAUCUUUUACACUAAGUGUGUGGAGGCUAAAAGAAAAUGCCAUUAAUAGGUAUAAGGAAGACUCUACAACAAAAGAAACUUUCUACGACAUCUAUUUUUUUUAAAUUAGGAAGCUUGUCUUUUAGCUUGGCAAUGCACUUUAAAUACCAUCAAAGUGAAUGCUAAAUGAACUUGGGAAAAAACAUAACACAUUGAAAUAAAAAAAAAAUAUAUAUAUAUAUAUAUAUAUAUAUAUAUAUAUAUCCCUGCCUUAACCUUGGCAGAUUUUUGCCUUUGGUUCCCAUGUUGCUGACCAAAAGCUGCAAUUCUGCUCUGAACGUGCAAUCUUCAUUUAUUCAAGCUAAUUUAUUUAGUUUUCUUAGAUCAGCCUGAAUAUCUAAUAUGUGACACUUUGGCUAAGGCCUUUUUCUUCUGUUUAGAAAUCUGAUGCCUAUUCUAGACAUUAUGAAAAAUAUAUUAUUCUAAUAUUCUUAUAUUCUAUUUACUUCAAUAGAAAAGCCUCUAUUUAACUUUAAAAAGCAAUGAGGAAUGUGCUUUUUAAUUAUGCUUUCAUAAGUCUAAUCUUUUGGGGGGGUUAGUACCAUAUAUAAAUAUUAAAGGUGGUUAUAUAUAAUAUUUAUCUUACUAUAUGCACUUCAAUAUAACAUUACUAUUUGUUGGUGUGUUCAGUAUAAGUUAGUAAGGGCUCUUUUAGUUUAUUGGGCGAAUGUGGCAGCUUUAGCCCUAUGGAUUUGUAGUGUAUCUUUUUUUUUUUUAAGAUUUUAUUGGGGAAUCGGCGGGAAGGGGAACAGACAAGUUGCUGUUGUUU